AUGUCAACACAAGAGCAACAGGCUAACAUCGGCAAAGUCCUCAGCUUUCUUCGGGAAUGGGACCGCGGUGACAUGAGGGUCCGCGGUCGCAUGUUGAGCACCUUUGUGACUCAAAACACGGGGAAGACGUUUUAUGAGCUGGAGCUGGAGUUUGCGCAGGUCGCCAGUCUCUUCCUAGCUCGACUUACCACAUGGAUGAAGCUCACAUACAUGUUAGGCACCUUCCUGGGACUUCAGCUGAAAGCACUUGGGAUUUUUCUGUCUGCUUCUUGUCAUGAUCAGUAUCUGAUGAACUUCCUGGAGGAUGGAGGAGUUCUCACUCUGCUGGACAUUUUGAGCCACUCUCAGAGCAAAGACGAUGACAAGGCCGGAGCCAUCAAACUUCUACUCACUGUCUCAAAAGCAGGUCGCAAGUACAAGGAGAUCAUCUGUGAAAGUCACGGUGUUAAAGUCAUAGGCGAGUGCCUGUCCACAUCAAACAGAGAUGAAACCAAAGAGGCAGCGUCGGUCCUUUUGGAGUCCCUGUCCCACGGAAAUCCCAGAUAUCAGGACCAAGUCUACAAAUAUCUGAUUACCUGCAUGACUUGUAGCUCACCUAAAUCCCUGCAGCUUAUUCUGCACACCUUAUGUAUCAUGCAGCGAAAAAUGAAAACAGCCCAUUACAGCAUUGUAGAGCCUCUGCUUAACACACUCAGAUCCCUACACCUAGAAGUUCAGGAUGAAGCCAUUAAACUCAUCUUAGACCUGAAGCAUUAUGAUGUGAAGGCAGUUCUACUUACUGGUUUGGUGGCUCUACUGAGGCCUAUUAAAGAAAAAGAACACCAGCAUCAAAUCAGCAAAGAAUCCGAGAUCACUAAGAUGACUGGAUCUUUCCCUGUAUUUGUACAGCAAGCUGCUGCAGCUAAAACAAUACGGUUGCUGGCUGAGGAAGAUCAAGAGCUUUCUCGUGAGCUUCUCUCUCUUGGAGUGAUCCAGCAUCUUCUGCACACUAUGGGCAACAGAGAACAUCCUGAUGCCCAAAUACAAGCUAGCCUAACGUUAGAGUACUUUGUCGUCUCCUUCCCUGUUGUUGAGGACCAAGUGCAGAGAGUGAUGGGCAGCGCUCUGUUUGCAGAGUUCAAAAACAAAGCUGACACUGUAUACAUGAACAUGAAUGAAACAGAAGCAGAAAUGCUGCUAACAAAUCAGAUUAACAUGUCACAAGUUUUAAAUGGUAACAAGUCUGACAGCUGA
This is a messenger RNA of Pelmatolapia mariae (spotted tilapia), 1233 nucleotides long. Its product is annotated as armadillo-like helical domain containing protein 1. Bases 1 to 1233 code for a protein of 410 amino acids. The transcript has 11 exons. The record is from RefSeq and is a predicted model, not a curated record. NCBI's taxonomy places the organism in Eukaryota, Metazoa, Chordata, Actinopteri, Cichliformes, Cichlidae.